GUUGCUUAGGAACGCGUUCUGUUGCGCAGAACAAACUCGUCAAAAGCAAACUUACAGUAAAAAGAGCUCGCGACGAUAUGCAAGCUCCUCCCAGAGUCCAAGGGCAAGCAGCGGGCCAAGCGCCAGCCAUGCUGCCUACUCAUCAACGAGCGCUAAUACCUCCUACCACUCUCGAUUUCCCCACCCAACGAUUAUAUGCAAUUUCUUUCUUCGUGCUACUGCAAGCAUUCAAAUUAUACGAUGCGAUAAACGUCUACUGGACCUCCCACCCCGAGCAAUACAGUGGCGUACUGAUCAAAUGGUGGAUAAUUGACGUGUUGUAUAUCGCCUUGCUGUGGAUCGUCAAGAUCCCUUGGCUGCAAUUCACUGCAUUUAAAUCCAUAUUUCUCGCCGUGUUGUUGACCAUGCUGGACGUUGCAUUCUUUGUGCUUCCUUCGGCUAUGCUCAGUGGUGUGUUGCUGAAAGCACUUUUAGGCGAAACCUUUGGAAAACAAAUUAGUGUUUCUCGAGCGAAAAUGGUCAAUGUCAAAGAUGUUGUUUUCAAUUCAUCGCAUAUCCUGGGUCGACAUACAGUGCAUAUCCUUCCUUACGGGACGGCCAAGCUUAACCCGAACGACGAGUUCUUCUGCAUUCCAUCGAAUGAAAUUGGCAAAAAGGAUAUUCAUAUACCCAUUGUCUUGAAUAAUACCGUUCCUCGAACGAUCAGUGUGUCGCGCUACGAUUUCGAUACGGAAACCGCUUCCUCCAAGCAGUAUUCUGGUCGUAAUAUUCAGAGAGCGACGGAAAUUGGACAAGGAAAAGGGGGUCUCGAGUAUUACUAUAUCCACGUCAAGAAACCUGGUGUAUACAAGUUGGACAACAUUGUCAGUAAAGAUGGACUCGACGUCAGACUCUACAGUCGCCAAGUGUUUGUGUUUGUAUGUCCUACUGUUCGCUUCAAACCGAUCGCUCAACCGGACUACUGUUUGGGUGACAAGGAGAAACUUCAACUGGAGAUCACCGGUGUACCUCCUCUUCAAGUAGAAUACAAACGUCGUACGGGAACCCACCCCUCGGCUUUGCUCAAACUCGAUCGUAUUCAACCCAACGAUUUCGAUUCGCCUCUCGUGCGUAUCCCAGGUGGACUGAAAAACGCCGAUCCCUCUUUCUUCACGCCGGCCAUGCAUCAGGAUUACCACUGGGCUGCCACGCAACAGCUAUCGAUUGAUCUGGAUUUGACAUUUGAAGAAGCGCAGACUUACGAAUUUGAACUGGUCCGUGUGACGGAUGGCACGGGCAAUGUCAUGGAUGUGGCUGAAUCAGCCAAGCAGCAAUUCUUUGUACGUCCUCAUCCUACCGCACAAUUCCAAUGCAGUGCCACCGAUCCUCUCAAGUUACUGGUCGGUUCGCGAUCGACGGACUUGCCUCUCAAGUUGGACGGUACAGGUCCGUGGAACGUGGUGUAUGAAUUUACCCCUGAAGGAGGUGAAUCGGACAAGGCUUCCAAGGAAACCGUGCGUCUUAAUCACGCUCAAUCCAUUCUCAAGGCCAAUGCUCCCGGUGAAUACCGCUUGUUAUCCGUCAAUGACAAUUACUGCAAGGGCGAUAUCCGAUUCCCAUCCACGUGUCAAGUGAUUCAGCCUCCGUUACCUGUGGUCCACGUCGAAUCGACGCCGAUUCCCUCCGAAUGCGCAGGCGAUGCUGAAGCUGGUAUGAAGUUUGUGGUGGAAUUCCAAGGUACCCCGCCUUUCAACCUCGAAUACGUGAUCACCAAGACCGUGGGUCGAAGCGAAACGGUGAUUGCCAAGAAACGCGAACGAAUUGAUCGGGCUCGUCACAUCUUUACUUACAUGCCGGCGUCCAGCGGUGAUUACACUUACAAAUUCCUGUCCUUGGAUGAUCGUUAUUACAAGAACCAAAAGACCGACAUUGCUCCUCUACACCAACGAGUGCAUCCCCAACCCGAUGCUCGAUUUAGCAAAUCGCUUUUGGAUAAACAGGCCAUCCGUACCUGUAUCGGCGAAUCCGUCAAUCUGGACGUCGAACUCAGCGGUACCGGUCCAUUCCGAUUGUACUGGACAUUCAACAAGGAGAAAUUCUUUGCUACGGUGGAAGGCAACAAGUAUACCAUUGCCCUUCCUGCCUUUGAAGCCCCCAAUCACUAUGUUGUUUCCUUGGUCAAGAUUCACGAUGCCAAUGAAUGUGUGAAAGAGUUGGAAGCGCGCGAUGUGAUUGUGGAUGUACGACGUGAUCGACCUACGGCCUUCUUCUACACAGAAGACAAAGAGGACACCGUGGUUGAAAUUGCUGAAGGAUCCAAGGCUCGUUUGCCUCUUCGACUGACCGGUGAAGGUCCCUGGCGCAUGACGUAUCGCAACAAGGACAAGGACGGUGCCGGUACGCGAUCUGUUCUUCUGAGAGACCCGAAUGCUGAAGUGGAAGUACGCGAUGCUGGUGAAUACGAGCUGGUGUCGGUGAAGGAUUCCAUUUGCCGCGGUGAUGUGUUGCCACCUCAUUACAUUGUUCAAUGGCUCGAUAAACCUUCCGUGUCCAUUGUCCAAGAUCAAAUGGAGCUCCGUGCCGAUGGCGUAUAUGAACGUGCCCCUGUUUGUGCCGGUGUGAAUGAUGCAUUUGACAUUCAAUUCCAAGGUCAGGGACCCUUCUACUGCAUGUACGAUCAGUACUAUGAUAUGCAACAUCGACGUGAUCUUAGUCUGAUGAAGACGGAAGAAAUCAGUUCGGGUCUGCGCAAGGCUCGCGUGCCUUUGGAAACGAAGCGUAGCGGUAUCUAUCAGUACCACUUCACGAAAUUGGCGGAUCAACGGUACCCGACGCCUUUCAAGACAAAAUCGUUGGUGGUGGAACAAAAAGUCCACGGUAUUCCUACCGUCGGUUUCAAGAAGCACAGCAAGGAUCGCGUUCUGUGUGUGGGUGAUACUUUUGAUUCGGAUGAAAUGGAACCGAUCUGGCUUGAAUUCACCGGACAAGCACCCUUCACGAUCAACCUGCGUGUGAAGCAUCAGUCGGAACUUCACGGCAAGAUUGUUACUCUGGAUGGCAUCGAGACACACAAGUACAAGUUAUUGCUUUCAGAUGAAAUCGAGUUGCCUGGACGUUACGAUUUGCAGCUUCUUAGUGUGAGCGAUGGCCACGGUUGCGGUGCAUCGGUAUCUGGACCGGACGCCCUCACUUCGAUUGAUGCUUUGGAUAUUGCCACGAUUUCGCCCAUCGACAGCUGUUCCGAGCUUUGUGUGGGUGAUAAUAUCGAAUUCAGUUUAUCCGGCAUGGGUCCAUUCACGGUCUCUUACACGUUCAACCAUCAAAUGGAAAAGAUCAAGUCGCCCUCUUCUCGUCUAUCCAUGCUGGCCGACAAGCCCGGUAACCUGACCAUUGUGUCGGUGGGUGAUCAGCGCAACAAAUGCCGCUCGUUCCCCAAGGGAAUGACGAAAACCGUGCAUGAAAUUCCAAGCUCCCUUGUCAGUGGUGGCAAAGAAAUCAUUGAAAAUAUAAGAGAAGGUGACAUGGUCAAAGCGGUGGUGGAUCUUGUUGGUACUCCUCCCUUUGAGUUUGUGUGGCAACGAAGCGAACUGAUCUGGGACCAUCAGCGCAAGCACCACUAUAAAGGCAAAGUGCUUGAAAGUCAUAUUGUGAACGGUGUGAUGGAGCAUCGCUAUGAAAUUAAUACAUCUGUGGAGGGUGUGAUAGAGGUUGUGAGUAUCAAGGAUCGAUAUUGUCAGUAUCCUCGUGCGCAUUAAAAGAGGUCAUUCAAUAGCAUAAAACAGUAAUGUCUGAUGUAAAUAAACCAAAAAAUCAAG
Radiomyces spectabilis is the source of this 3794-nucleotide messenger RNA. RefSeq lists its product as uncharacterized. The record is from RefSeq and is a predicted model, not a curated record. Bases 78 to 3734 code for a protein of 1218 amino acids. Gene Ontology annotation, molecular function: structural constituent of nuclear pore. The transcript has 8 exons. Gene Ontology annotation, cellular component: nuclear pore transmembrane ring. Gene Ontology annotation, biological process: protein import into nucleus; nuclear pore organization. Lineage: Eukaryota; Fungi; Mucoromycota; Mucoromycetes; Mucorales; Radiomycetaceae.